Mixia osmundae IAM 14324 is the source of this 2197-nucleotide messenger RNA. RefSeq lists its product as uncharacterized. The record is from RefSeq and is a predicted model, not a curated record. NCBI's taxonomy places the organism in Eukaryota, Fungi, Basidiomycota, Mixiomycetes, Mixiales, Mixiaceae. Gene Ontology annotation, molecular function: phosphatidylinositol-3-phosphate binding. Gene Ontology annotation, cellular component: endosome; retromer, tubulation complex. The coding region runs from base 35 to 2170 and encodes 711 amino acids. The transcript is spliced from 6 exons. Gene Ontology annotation, biological process: retrograde transport, endosome to Golgi; intracellular protein transport.
GCGCAGUUGACCAGUAGGGCGACGUCAAGAGCUCAUGGAUCCUCUAGGCGUCAGUGGCAUAUUGCCGGAUGUAGGGCCAAGCAGUGAUCGGCAGCAGGAAAGCCCAAAGAGGACAUACCAUGGCAGAAUCGAGCAGCAAGCGGUCCCGGCAGCGAGCGCUUCUGUGCCUGCGACAUUGUCAUCUUUCCCAUACAGACCGCCGCUAGAAGCAGCUUCACCUACUUAUGCUCGGCAGGUACUGCCCCAGCCAGAUGAUGGACCCCUGGGAUCGAGCAGUGCUCAUAUGGCGCAGUCUUUGUAUGACCCCACACGUAAACCGUUACCAGCAGGACCAGACUCGCCUCAGCGGAGGGGUCUGGCCUACCAGUCUGGCAGUGCCAGCACGAUGCUGCCUCAUCAUCAAUACUACCAACAAUCAAACCUGCCGGUAGCCUAUCAGCCUCAGCAGCAACAACCCCAGCAGCAACCGCCGCCAACGAUCAACCAGUAUCGUCCUCAUGCUGCACAGACUCAACAGGGCGCUUCCUCGAGCACAUUGGCUGCUCCUACGCAGAAUGGCGUCGGCCGACCGCGCUCGCCGUUCGCAUCUGCAACGCCAGCAAGCUUCGUGCAACGAGGUUACCCAGACUCGGACCAGAAGCGCUUACACGAUCCCGAUGUUGACCAGAGUCGCUCAACGAGCUCGUCAUCGCAGCAGCGCGUCAAAGAGGACCCGUUUGUGCGCGUCAGGGUACUUGCGCUCGACAGAACGAAGAAGGAGCUAUGGAUCAAACUCGAUGCUACAACUAAUCUAUCAUCAUACCAUCACGGCUAUGUCAGAGCUUUCACUCGCUCGUCUACUGACUUUGCCGCGCUUCAUUCGGCGCUCGCGAGCAACCACCCUCAGACGAUCGUACCAGCGCUGCCUUUCAGCUCAACGAGCGCUCUCACAGACGAAGAAGAGGACCGCAUCGUUCGCUCCUCUUACCAGAGAUGGCUCAAUCGCGUUUGCAAGGACGCGGGCUUGAUGUCAGAUGAGGAAUUGCGAGUCUUUAUCGAAGCAGACUUUGGCUAUACCGCCUACUCGAAGCGACAGACUAAGACAGGCAGCUCGCUGCUCAAGUUCAAGUCUGCGACGGAUGAGGACGAUGAGUUGGGGUCGGCAAAGAAGGAGAUGUCGAAGCUGGAGCAUCACCUCACAGAGGCUGCCAAAGCGAUCGACAAGGAUGCAAAAGCGCGCAAGACUUUAUCGCUUUCGCUGCAGGAUUUGGCAGAGAAAUUCACAGCAUUCAGCACGACAGAGACGCAUCAACCGCUCAAUGUUGGGCUACGAAGAUUAGCAGACGCGCUGCGGAGGAUCUCCGAGGUCGAAAAUGUACACUCGACGAGCGACUGCGUCACCGUAGGCGACGGCCUUGCCUACGAAGCGGCCGAAGCCAGAGAAGCGAGGGAAACGCUCAUGCAUCGCCAGUCGACUGUCGAUGAACAUCGUGCGGCCGUGAAGAAUACGAUCACGAGGAAGCGCGAAAUCGAAAGGCUCAAGGCGUCAUCCUCUAUCAAAUCAAAUCGUGCUACAGAAGCGCUUGAGGAAUUUGAGACUGCAACGAAGCAAGAGGCGAUACUGGCGCAGAAGCUAGACGCAGUCUCGCAGCGGCUACUGCCAUCACUCCAUUCUCACACGCGCCAGAUGAACCAGGAUACCCUGCAGACGCUCGCUCAGUAUGCACGAGCAACAUUGGCGUACGAGAAGCAGCUUCUCAAGGAACUCGAUGCAGUCGUACCCGAUCUCGAGAAGAUACCGGCAAGGUCGAGCGAGGAUGCUUACUAUGUUCAUCCGCCGCCGCCGCUAGAUUCAUCGCAGCGCUCUGCGACUGGUAUCCCUCGAAGCCAGUCUGCGAACAGUAUGCCGAGUCCAGAUCGGGGCUCGCUCUAUCACUCUCGGUCGGGCUCUGUGCCAGUCCAUCAUUCAAUCAGUGGUUCUCGCUCGCCUGGCGGUCCUAUCGCGAACUCGCAGACCGGAGCGCAAUCUAUGAUCUUGCCAAGAGGGCAGCCCAAUAGGAUCAAUCAGCUCGCGAACAGUGUGCACAUCGACACGACCGGUUUGCCGACGAGACAGGCUGAAACGUUUGUCGAGCCUCACAAGCGCGUAGAUGCCCGUGCGGCCGCCUCGCUGUUGUCAAACCACUUCUAAUGCAACGUGACACGAGCAUUGCCUGAA